GACAAAACCUCAUAAUCCGCCAGAAAAUCCUGCCAAUUAAGCGUGGACCGACUACACUUCCGAUUCUGCAUGCGAAACGAGAAACGCUCUUCUCAUACUGAACGAAGUUUCGAAACGAUUCGUCCACUGAUAUCGGGUCAGCCCUCGCCUCCACUUAACUGAAGAAAUUCGAGUCUCCCUUUCCUCCAACCUCCCACUAUAAGGUCCCAGCAUUCAGGGAUACGAUGUCGUGUUUCUGGCUGAAUCACGUCGGUGAGCGUUCGUGUAUCCGUGUUCGUUCUGUCUGUGCUCAGUGUUCGAAUCGGUCUACGUAUCUCAAUAUUCAGGAUUCGUUCUGGCUCGUGAGGAUUAAAUCAUGACAUCGACCUUCGCGGUGCUUCUCAGAGCGGCUCUGCUAAUAUUUGCGGUCGUGCCUCAUGUGAGGUCAUAUCCCCGAAAUUCAGAGGUCUCCGGCUGGACGCAGGCGCCUCCGUAUUUAAGAUGGAACAACGCGCGACAGAACAAUGAGUGGCUCGGUUCCCAUCAAAGUGUCGAGGAUGGGUCUCAUGGUUGGAUAGAAGGAAUUCAAAACAAUGACCACGCAGGGUACCAGCAGACCCAUCAGCAGGAGGCGCGGAAACCUUAUCAUUUCUCUUAUUCUGCUCACGGACACGAUGGUGGUUCCGCCCGAGAGGAGAAAUCAGACGAGAACGGAAGAGUCACCGGUUGGUACACGAUAGUCACGGCCGACGGUCACAAAAGAAAGGUUUCAUAUGUUGCCGAUGAACAUGGAUUCCGAGCCAAGGUGGAAACGAACGAGCCUGGAACAGCCAAUGAAGAUCCGGCGAGCGUACGCGUGAAAUCUGACGCUCCCAAGAUCGUCCACAACGAACCGAAUUUCGACAACCGUGGUGGCGGGUGGCAACAGCAAGCAGGCUGGUCGAGCAACCCGAAUCCAGUCGAGAAUAUACAAUGGCGAGGAGCCAUACAGAACCAGGGCUGGACCGAUCGCUCUGAGCCGGCGAUUGUCUGGAACAGCCAACGGAAUGUCAGAACAGGUUCUUAUCGACAACCCAGUCCUCCUCCCGUCAAGACAUCCUGGAAUCAAGCGCCGAUCAACAACGACUGGUAUCCAUCGCGGUGGUGAUCAUACGAGGGAAAGAGACGCCACUCGUCUCAGAGGCUAGAAUGGUUGAGAAAUCGUGAUUUCCGCACCCUCUCUAGCCAUGAAUUGCUUCUCAUCUUCAUGGGAUGUCUGAAUCAGGAGAAUUUUCGCUCUUUGUUCGAACGUCGGUGUAUAUGCCGAGUGCAAUAAACUUCCUACCGACAGCGUAC
Messenger RNA from Galendromus occidentalis (western predatory mite), 1314 nucleotides. RefSeq lists its product as uncharacterized. The transcript is spliced from 9 exons. The record is from RefSeq and is a predicted model, not a curated record. Gene Ontology annotation, cellular component: chitin-based extracellular matrix. Lineage: Eukaryota; Metazoa; Arthropoda; Arachnida; Mesostigmata; Phytoseiidae. Gene Ontology annotation, molecular function: structural constituent of chitin-based larval cuticle. The coding region runs from base 356 to 1126 and encodes 256 amino acids.